AAAGAUAGCUUUUCGUUUUGCAGUUUCCCUCUCCUUUAUUCUUGCAGCAGCCCUUUGGAUUCUGUAAGCUACUAUAAGCAUGGCAAAAGAAGCUGAGUUAAAGAAGAUCGAACUGAGGGUUUCGGUCAAUUGCUGUGACGGUUGCAAGAGGAAAGUUAAGAAGGCCUUGCAGGGCGUUGAAGGAGUGUUGAAGACAGAAAUCGAUCCUGUGCAGCCCAAAGUGACCGCCUUGGGAAAUGUUGAUGCAAAAAUUUUGAUAAAAAAGCUUCUAAAAGCUGGAAAGCAAGCAGAACUAUGGAGCAAUGAGAAUCAAAACGCCGUCAGGGAAAAGAAAGAAGUAGAAAACAAGCCCACAUCAGAAGAAAAAGCAAAAUCAAAACCCGAGUGUGAACAAGCAAAAGCCACAGACUCAUGCGCCAAAACAACUGAUCUUAAAGCAAGCAACAAUGACGGGGAUGGAAACAUAGAUAAAACUACCAAAAAGGAAACCACUGGAAAUUCCCCCACUUCUGAAGUAACUAAGCCAGAAAUGAAGGGCAUCAUAUAUCCAAACAGUUUGAAUGAUGUUGGUAAUCUCAGAACGAAUAGUCAGUGUUAUUACAUGGUUGAGCCAUGCCCAAUGGCAAUACCAUUUUAUGCAAUACCUUCAUACACAAGUGAUCCUCUUCUUCCAACAUGUUAUGCCCAGCAGUAUCACUGCCCAGAAAGGCCAGUCUUUCACCCAUCAUUCCAGGGCCUGGCAACACAAUUCGGGGAUUAUUUUAGCGACGAUAACACCGUAGGAUGCUCAGUGAUGUAGGUUCUGAGGCGGGGAUUCAAUUUCAAUGGAUUAUUCAUUUGAAGGGAGAAUCAAUAGUUCUUUUUUUGUAAUCAUCUUCGUAGGGACGUCAAGUAUAAUAUGUAUGAUUACCUAGAUCAGUCUGCUACAAUCCGUUCUGUAGGUAUGAUUUGCAGAGGAUUCCCAAGCCUGAAUCAACAACGGUAAUGGCUCUGGGCAUCCCAUUUUACU
Molecule: messenger RNA, 1009 nt
Organism: Mangifera indica (mango)
Lineage: Eukaryota; Viridiplantae; Streptophyta; Magnoliopsida; Sapindales; Anacardiaceae
Product: heavy metal-associated isoprenylated plant protein 36-like
Exons: 3
Coding region: 80-799 (239 amino acids)
Molecular function (GO): metal ion binding
Source: RefSeq, a predicted model, not a curated record